This is a messenger RNA of Ochotona curzoniae (black-lipped pika), 1224 nucleotides long. It is a transcript of the gene TIPIN, whose product is annotated as TIMELESS interacting protein. The record is from RefSeq and is a predicted model, not a curated record. Gene Ontology annotation, molecular function: DNA binding. The transcript has 8 exons. Gene Ontology annotation, cellular component: nucleus; replication fork protection complex. The coding region runs from base 73 to 936 and encodes 287 amino acids. NCBI's taxonomy places the organism in Eukaryota, Metazoa, Chordata, Mammalia, Lagomorpha, Ochotonidae. Gene Ontology annotation, biological process: replication fork processing; DNA replication checkpoint signaling; DNA damage response.
AUCUCGCGAGGAGCACAGCGCCCUGUAUCCAGAUCUCCGCGGUGGGUUUGUGGCUGUUUGGGAGGGGAAGAGAUGCUAGAACCGCAGGAGGAUGGCCUGGUUGACCUACCAGAUUAUGAACAUACAGAAGAUGAAAUGUUCCCUGCUUUCCCCCCUCCGGCCUCUCCAGAGAGACGAGAUGAAGAGGCGGAGCGUGAGGAAGAGUCAGGGAGUGGAGUACGUGUUCCUGUGCCUCCAAAGAGAACAGUUAAAAGGAACUUGCCCAAGCUGGACGCUCAGAGGUUAAUUUCUGAGAGAGGACUUCCAGCCUUAAGGCAUGUGUUUGAUAAGACAAAAUUCAAGGGUAAAGGUCAUGAGGCUGAGGACUUGAAGACGCUCAUCAGACACAUGGAGCACUGGGCGCACAGACUGUUCCCCAGGCUGCAAUUUGAAGAUUUUAUUGACAGAGUUGAAUAUCUGGGAAAUAAAAAGGAGGUUCAGACCUGUCUAAAACGAAUUCGACUUGAUCUCCCUAUUUUGCAUGAUGAUUUUGUUGGCAGUAACGAAGAAGUAGGGGAAAAUAAUGGCCAUGAUGUAACUGCUACUGAAUUUGAUCCCUUUUUCACAAACUCGUCUGAAAGGGAGAAGCUUGCUUCUGACUCAAGUAGAACGCUAACAGAAGAACAACAACAGAGAAUUGAGAGAAAUAAACAACUGGCCUUGGAAAGAAGGCAGGCAAAGCUGCUGAGUAAUAGUCAAUCCUCAGGAAAUGACACUGUGAUGAACACAUCCGGGAUCCCGAUCAUUGAAGACGUUGAUACUGCUGAGGAUCAGGAGGAGGAGGCCUCUGGAGCGAGCAGAGGCGUCUCAGAUGGGCCGCCUGCCCACGCUGUGGCCGAAGAGGAAGGAAGCACAGAGGAACAAGAGGACGUGCUGUGGCUGGGCCAGCCCUCUUAGACUGGGCCGCAGAGCUGUGGACUUCAUCUGGGUAAAGGCGUCUGUUCAGUCACUUGUCCACGUGUGUGGGAGUACUGUAUAUUGUGUACUUGGUGUGAAAAUCCUUAGGGAGUCUUGAGUUUUCAUGUACUAAAACUCAGCUUUAGUUAUUAAGCGUAUUUAUUCUCUCUACUGUUAGGACCUCCUCAAAUGAUCAGUGGUUAAUAAGCAGCCUCUGCUGUUGCUGUGUGCCUUGGAUUCCUUGUUCAGUGGAUGUUGAUACAUAACUACAAUUCUUGUUGCCAUUUC